Messenger RNA from Cercospora beticola, 2061 nucleotides. RefSeq lists its product as uncharacterized. The record is from RefSeq and is a predicted model, not a curated record. Gene Ontology annotation, molecular function: copper ion binding; oxidoreductase activity. Lineage: Eukaryota; Fungi; Ascomycota; Dothideomycetes; Mycosphaerellales; Mycosphaerellaceae.
AUGUCGUUGAUCACUCUUUUCACGCUCUUUACUUGUGCUAGUGCUGUUACGAGGCGGUUUGCAAUUGACGUGCAAUGGGGAACGGGCGCGCCAGAUGGCUUCGAACGUCGGAUGAUGUUGGUGAACGGCACUUCUCCUGGACCACCGUUGGUCGUUGAUCAAGGUGACAAUGUUGAGUUCUAUGUACGCAAUGGCUUGGACGUGGAAGCCACAGUCCACUUUCAUGGCAUUGUACAACAAAACACACCUUGGUCAGAUGGUGUGCCCGGACUGUCGCAACGACCUAUUGCUCCUGGAUCUGACUGGUUAUACAAAUGGACUGCUAAUGAAUAUGGAGCAUAUUGGUAUCAUGCACACUAUCAAGCUCAAGCCAGCGAUGGAUUUUAUGGACCUAUCUUAAUCAGGCCUCGACAAUCGGAGCCCAGGCCGUUCAGUGGCAUCACCAACGACCCGCAAGAACUGAGGGCGAUUCAACGAGCCGAGGACAAUCCACAUUUCAUCAUGGUUGCUGACUGGCAGCAUGUGACUUCAGAAGAAUUAUACGACAUCGAGAACCGCACUAAUAUCGAUGUGUAUUGCUCUCAAAGCAUACUGUUCAACGGAAAAGGCUCCGUUCCCUGCUUGACUCCUGACGAACAACGAGCGGCUAUACCACCUCCGUUCCAAUGGCUUUACGCACCGGGUGGACCCAUGGCUGAUCAAAACCUCACUGCUAAUGGCUGCGCCCCCUUCAAUGGAUUCACGAACAACCCCGGGCCCAUAAACCCGUCCGGACUUCCGAAAGAGGUAGUCGGAUGUGAAGCCACUCAAGCCGAACUGUCCGAUUUCAAAGUCGACCCCGCGGAACAAUGGGCUACCUUCCACCUCAUGAGUUCCACCUCCAUAUUGGCACCUGUCGUCUCUCUGGACGGGCAUGUAAUGUGGGUUUAUGCUGUCGAUGGUCGAUACAUCGAGCCCUAUCGGGUACAUGGAGUGCAGCUCUACAGCGGCGAGCGCUACUCGGUGAUGAUCCCACUCAACCAGGCUCCAGGCACUUACACGUUCCGCGCAAGUCACCUUGGCUUCAAUCAGAUUCUCAGCGGGUAUGCGACUGUCACCUAUACGGGUGGCGAUGCGGACGAAAAGGAUGAAGGUGGUUACAAUGGGGGCGGUGGUGGUAAGCCUCCUUCUUACGGACAACAUUUUCCCAGCAAAGGUCAUCAGCCCCAUAGCUACGGCGAGCAAGGUCCCAACAGUGAAAACGAUCCUGCACAUCCAGGAUCGAGGUUCCCUUGUUUUGAACACCCGCCAUCGAACUUUGCCCACGAGGCACGAAACUGCAUCAAGAACGGGAUUGACUCUUGGCUUCCAGGUCUUGGGCGGAAAGGUCUAGCAAAGCGUCAAUCAGACAACGACUCACAAGCGUACUUUACCUAUGGUGGAUUCCCUGUCUCACAAGAUGUCAUUCUCCUCAACACGACCAACAUCGUGCCAUUCCCGAAUGUACCACCCGCACGAGACGUCGACGCCACCCACAUUUUCUACAUGUCCAGAUUCCAAGCCCCAUGGCUCUGGACCGUAACAGGCCGAGCAGCAUACCCAAGUCACCCAGAAGAAUACGCCGAAGACACUCCACUCCUCUACUAUCCCAACAGCCCAGAAGCCAACAACCGCGACCUCGUGGUCCGCACCCAAAACAACACCUGGAUCGACCUCGUCUUCUUCGUAACCGACAUCUUCGGCCCACCACAUCCCAUGCACAAACACAGCAACAAAGCCUACGUCAUUGGCAAAGGCGUCGGAAACUGGACUUGGGACACUGUAGCAGAAGCUGCUGCCGCGCAACCACAGUAUUUCAAUUUCGAGAAUCCGCCGCUACGAGAUGGAUAUGCGACGGAACCUUCGGCCGGCCAGCCGGUUUGGUUGGUUAUAAGAUAUCAUGUGGAGAAUCCGGGGGCUUUUAUGUUACAUUGUCAUAUUCAGACACAUCUGGCGGGGGGAAUGGCUGUGGCUUUGCUGGAUGGUGUGGAGGAUUUCCCGGAGAUCCCGGAGGAGUAUGCUGUUGAUGGGAAUGGGAUGUGA